Molecule: messenger RNA, 571 nt
Organism: Rhizopus microsporus ATCC 52813
Lineage: Eukaryota; Fungi; Mucoromycota; Mucoromycetes; Mucorales; Rhizopodaceae
Exons: 1
Coding region: 74-265 (63 amino acids)
Source: RefSeq, a predicted model, not a curated record
AGGUCGCUGCUUCUCUACGCUGGAUCACUCCAAGAUGCUCCUAUUGUUAUGGCUCUGCCUCUACAGCUGAUGAAUGGCCCGUAAACCCUCCCUUAAUGCUGAGCUCGAUGGUCGCGAUGCUCCAAAGGUUCAAUAUUCCGAUGUCUCCACGGUCAUCACCCCUUUCGAAACGCUUCGUCCUAGGUACUUAGAAGUGCACUCUUUGUACAUUGAAGCGCCUCUUUCGUUGAAUUUAUCGUGGUAUGGUUUUGAGAUUGAUUUUUGAGCCUUGAGCUUUGAGUGCUUUUUAUUCAUGGAAGGUUUACACCGUGUAGUCUUCUGGCAUGCAGUCUAUGGUUCUAGUCAUCUUGGGUGUGAAAGCUAGCGAUAAUGUGACCAUCUGGACUUAUGGAAAAAAAAAAAAGAAGAAAUAUCUGUUUACUCUCUAAACUUGGCUAUCAAAACAAAAGUCUCCACUUGCUCUCUUUACUUGGCUAUCAAAAGAGAAAAUCUCUACUUAUCCAAACCACCCUCUCUCUUUGGAAAUCAAACCACUGCUUACUUAAAUAAAAGUCUCAUUUUGUUACUCUUA